CCGCUGCCUGGUCCACAGAACAACUCGCUCUGCGGCUCAACAGAAGAAAGAAUGGCCGCACUGGACAAACUACCGGCCGAGCUCGUAGAGAACAUUGUGCUGUCCUUGACGCUACACGAAAUCUGUGCGUUCAGGCUAGCCAACCGCUCGAUUGCGUCCAAAGCAUCACAGGACCACUUUCGGUCCUUCUAUCGCAGCAAACGCGUUGAUGUUGACGAGCAUGGCCUGAAAGACUUUGUCGUGGUCACUGCAAAUGGAGGCAUGGGCUGCUUGAUUGACGACUUCACACUGACCGGACUGGUAUACAACUCAUUCUACAUCCAGUCCCAAUUGCGCUCCGGCAACGUCAGAGAAGACAACUGGCGUGCAAUCACCGAAGAAGAGAGAGUCGCUCUGCAGCGACAGCUCAACACGUUUAAGCGAAGGGAGCAGGCUCAGAUGCACUUUCUGCAGAGCGAGGACGCUCAAAGGCUUUUGGUCAAAGCAUUCCGGAACAUAGUCAAAGGAAGGGCCGCCAACAGGCCACUAUCGCUCACCCUCGACUUGGCUGUCUACCGAGACGAUCCACUGAUCCGCUCGACGCCUCUCCGAGGGGGAAGCUGGCGCAUGAUCUGGCAAAAUGCAGCUGACACGUUCCAGCUCGUUCAAGACGCGCUCGACAGAACGAUGUUGCCGGUGUACAAUCUUCGCCUCUUCCCUGUAUAUGGCCAAAGUGGGCAAAAGAGGUCAAGCUUGGCAUGCAAUGAGAUCGGACCAGUCAUCAAAUAUUCAGGGCUAGAGUCUUGUCUCGCUAACCUUAGAUCGCUCACGGUAACUUAUUCAGAUAAAAGCAUCUUGUCCGAUGACCGAGACGCAGAACUGGUAGAUGCGUGGGACAAAGCGGAAAUGGCGAGACAACGACAUGGCUACCGGGGACUUCUGAAGCAGACGCUAGAAGCUGCAGAUCCGAGCAACUUCACGGGUCUGCUGAGCUUUGUGCAGGCAUGCCACAACCUGGAAGAGCUCGAGAUACAUCGAUAUCGCUUGACCAGAGGUGCCGGCUCUACUGCUCAUGUUCAGGGCGACAAAAUGUCGCACAUACUGUUCGCCCGCCUCACACUUCCUCAUCUACGUGAUUGCAGGCUUCGAGGUUUCCGUGCGAGCUCCGACGACACUGUCAACUUUCUGCGGCGCCACAGACUCCACAAACUGCUGCUCAAGAAUUUUGCCCUCUCCGCUGGGUCUUAUCGGGUCAUAUUUGACCACUGCACAGGGGAUGGAGCGGAUAUGGAGCCAGGGCAGCCCGACCUGAACAGGAUCGAGUUUGAAGAUCUCUUCGAAGAGCGUUCUGACGAGUUCGGUAUUGUCAGACACAACGCGAACCGACAGUGGCUCGUACUCUUUGCCGGGCCCGACCAGGAGCACGACUCUGAUGUUGGUGGGAAGCGCGGUAGCAAUAUGAUCCAGCGAUGGAGCAGUGGCACCAAGCGACCGAUCCAAUAUACGACUCAAGACUCGAGAGAUCCACCCAUCCAGGGGAACUUGACGCGCUUCAGUGAGUGGCAAAGGGGAUUCAGCGAGGAGUUCGGACCACCAGACUUUAGAUAAUGAAGGGAUGGUGCAUGUAAAUAUCGACCUGAACGACGGUUUAUACUUCGGCUCAUCAGGGUUGAAAUCUUCGACACUACGU
Messenger RNA from Cercospora beticola, 1669 nucleotides. RefSeq lists its product as uncharacterized. The record is from RefSeq and is a predicted model, not a curated record. NCBI's taxonomy places the organism in Eukaryota, Fungi, Ascomycota, Dothideomycetes, Mycosphaerellales, Mycosphaerellaceae.